Messenger RNA from Artibeus jamaicensis (Jamaican fruit-eating bat), 641 nucleotides. RefSeq names its product serum amyloid A protein. Lineage: Eukaryota; Metazoa; Chordata; Mammalia; Chiroptera; Phyllostomidae. Gene Ontology annotation, cellular component: extracellular region. The transcript is spliced from 4 exons. The record is from RefSeq and is a predicted model, not a curated record. Bases 110 to 502 code for a protein of 130 amino acids.
CUUUUCUUCCCUCCCCAUGAGCCCAGCAGGGAGGGCUCAGGGUAAAUAAAUAGCAGCCACCUACACCCAGCAGGCAGGGACCAGCUAGUCCUCCACAGGAAUCAGCACCAUGAAGCUCUUCACAGGCCUCAUCUUCUGCUCCCUGGUCCUUGGAUGCAGCAGCGAAGGCGUCUUCUCCUUCAUGAGUGAAGCUUUUUUAGGGGCUAAAGACAUGUGGAGAGCUUACUCGGACAUGAGAGAAGCCAAUUUCAUAGGUGCAGAUAAAUACUUCCACGCCCGGGGGAACUUUGAGGCUGCCCGGAGGGGCCCUGGGGGCGAAUGGGCUGCUAGAGUGCUCAGCGAUGCCAGAGAGAAGUCUCAGAGGGUCACAGACUUUUUCAAGUAUGGAGACAGUGGCCACGGAGAGGAGGACUCGAGGCAGGACCAGAUAGCCAAUGAAUGGGGCCGGAGUGGCAAAGACCCCAAUUACUUCAGACCUCCUGGCCUGCCCAGCAAGUACUGACCCCUUCUCUGUGCUCCCAGGACCGGGGCUGUGACCCCCUGUGGGCAGAGACAGAGUCAUCCAGUUCUACAUCUCCAUUUGCUGACUGAGUGCACCUAAUGGGUGUGUAAUAAACGCUUAGCAGAUGGAAUGAUGAAAA